Messenger RNA from Cynara cardunculus var. scolymus (artichoke), 3031 nucleotides. Its product is annotated as glutamate receptor 3.4-like. Bases 1 to 2853 code for a protein of 950 amino acids. Gene Ontology annotation, molecular function: glutamate-gated receptor activity. The record is from RefSeq and is a predicted model, not a curated record. The transcript has 5 exons. Lineage: Eukaryota; Viridiplantae; Streptophyta; Magnoliopsida; Asterales; Asteraceae. Gene Ontology annotation, cellular component: plasma membrane.
AUGGGGAUUGAUGUGCUUAUAAUGAGAACAAGGGUGGUUUUCUUUGUAUUUGGUAUGUGGGUAGUGGUGGCGGCCGCUAUGGAAGAUAAGGAGGUGACUGAAAUUACAGCAGUUUCAUCACCGUCACCGUCACCACCACCACCAUCGCCGUCGUCGUCAUCAAGAAGACCUAGUGUUGUGAAUAUUGGAGCUUUAUUAACAGUGAAUUCAGUUAUUGGGAGGUCUGUAAAACCUGCAAUUAUAGCUGCUGUUGAUGAUGUAAAUUCUAAUCCUUUCAUUCUUGGAGAAACCCAUUUGAAUCUCCUUUUACAUGAUACCAAUUGCAGUGGAUUUCUUGGCACCGUUGAAGCUUUGCAACUUAUGGAGAAAAAUGUGGUGGCUGCAAUCGGACCACAAUCUUCGACCAUCGCACAUGUUAUCUCGCAUGUCGUCAAUGAGCUUCAUGUUCCUCUGCUUUCAUUUGGUGCGACCGACCCAACACUCGCAGCUCUCCAAUAUCCUUAUUUUCUUCGAACCACACAAAACGAUUAUUACCAGAUGUCCGCCAUAGCCAACCUGAUUGAAUACUUCGAAUGGAAAGAAGUAAUCGCUAUUUAUGUGGACGACGAUUAUGGCAGAAAUGGGAUUUCGUCGUUAGGUGAUUCACUCGCCAAGAAACGAGCCAAGAUUUCUUAUAAAGCUGCAUUCCCUCCCGGAGCUCCGGUGACGGACAUCGGUGAUUUACUGACCGAAGUUAAUCUAAUGGAGUCUCGUGUUUAUGUUGUUCAUGUGAAUCCUGAUUCAGGUCUGGAAAUUUUCGCCAUUGCUAAGAAGCUUGGGAUGAUGAAUACUGAUUACGUCUGGAUCACCACAGAAUGGCUUCCCGCGGUUCUUGAUUCAUCGGAAACGCCGGAUUCCGAUACCAUGGCUCUCUUACAAGGCGUUGUGACCCUUCGCCAACAUACUCCGAAUUCGAAUUCGAAAAAGAAGUUUGCUUCAAGAUGGAAGAACAUCAAACAGAAGGAAACAUCUAGUUUUAAUUCUUACGCUCUUUAUGCUUAUGAUUCCGUUUGGUUACUCGCCAAUGCUCUCGAUACUUUCUUGAAAACCGGCAAAAAUAUCACGUUUUCUUUGGACCCGAAACUUCAAAACACCACCGGAAGCGAGCUCCGGUUGUCGUCACUCCAAACGUUCAACGAAGGUCCGCAGCUGCUCAAAAUACUUUUAUCGACGAAGUUCACCGGUUUGACGGGCGAGUUCCGGUUUGAUCUGGACAAGAAUCUGAUUCAUCCGGCUUACGAUAUUCUUAACAUCGGUGGAACCGGCUUACGAACCCUCGGAUAUUGGUCAAACUACUCGGGUCUAUCCAUUAGUUCUCCGGAAUCAUUGUAUGCAAAACCUCCCAACAGUUCUACGAGCACUAAACAUCUUUAUAGCGUAAUUUGGCCCGGUGAAACGAGUUCAACACCUAAAGGAUGGGUGUUUCCAAACAACGGGAAACCGUUGCGGAUUGCGGUGCCGUAUCGGCAUAGUUAUAAGGAGGUUGUAACGAAAGAUGUUCGGUCUCCACAAGGGGUUAGAGGGUAUAGCAUCGAUGUUUUUGAAGCCGCGGUGACUUUAUUACCGUACCCUGUACCUCGGAAAUAUAUUCUCUACGGAGAUGGCAUUCGAAACCCGAGUUACAGCAAUCUUGUGGCUGCUGUUGCUGAAAAUAAAUAUGAUGCAGCAGUUGGAGAUGUGACGAUUAUUACGAAUCGAACACGGAUAGUUGACUUUACUCAGCCUUACAUGGAAUCGGGGCUUGUUAUAGUUGUUCCGGUCAAGAAAUCGAAGACCAGUCCAUGGGCUUUUCUCAAGCCAUUCACCAUUGAAAUGUGGCUCGUCACCGGUGGCUUCUUUUUGCUCGUUGGAUUCGUUGUUUGGAUUCUCGAGCACCGUCUGAAUCACGAGUUCCGUGGGCCUCCGAGUCAACAAAUCAUUACAAUCUUCUGGUUUAGUUUCUCAACCAUGUUCUUUUCACAUAGGGAGAACACGGUUAGCACGUUGGGGCGCUUAGUUCUGCUCUUGUGGCUGUUUGUUGUGUUGAUCAUCAAUUCAAGCUACACAGCCAGUUUGACUUCGAUCCUCACCGUUCAACAGUUGACUUCACGAAUCGAGGGCUUAGAUAGCUUGAUCUCAAGUAACGAACCCAUUGGAGUUCAAGACGGAUCUUUUGCAUAUAAUUAUUUGAUCCAAGAGCUCAACGUCGCAGAAUCUAGGAUCAGAUCACUGAAAGACAAAGUGGAUUACUUGAACGCCCUUCAUCUUGGUCCAAAACGUGGCGGUGUAGCUGCCAUUGUUGACGAGCUUCCAUAUAUCGAGCUUUUCAUGACUUACACCAAGUGCGAGUUCAAGAUUGUUGGUCGGGAGUUCACCAAAAGCGGCUGGGGAUUCGCAUUUCAGAGGGAUUCUCCUCUUGCGCUUGAUUUAUCUACAGCCGUCCUCCAACUCUCGGAAAACGGAGAGCUGCAAAGAAUCCACGACAAAUGGCUGGCAUCCAGUUCUUGCUCAUCUCAAGUUGCUGAAAUCGACGAUAACAGCCUUUCGUUAAGCAGCUUCUGGGGUCUGUUCCUCAUCUGUGGUAUCGCAUGCUUCAUUUCGCUUAGCGUUUACUUUUGCCGAGUGUUGUGUCAAUACCGUAGUUUUAAUCCCAACGAAGAAGUGGAUCAUGAGAUUCCGGAACCCGAACCAGCUCGGCGGAGUGUGAGGCGAGCGUUACGUUCAACCAGUUUCAAAGAUCUGAUCGACUUUUAUGAUAAGAAAGAGGCCGAGAUCAAGGAAAUGCUGAAGCGAAACAAGCGACAAGUUAACGGGGAUAACGCUUCGCUGUCUUGAAUCGGGAUUUUUGGUGUUGUGCAGAAUAAUCAACUUUCCUAAAUUGGAAAGUUCUGUUCUUGCAUGCCUUUUGUAUAUGUAUAUUUUCAAACAGUUGGAAGUGAACUACACAUGUUUGGUAACAACAGAUUAGGGCACACUUAGAAUUCAAUACAUUUUCGCUAGAAUUUAUUGAUUU